Molecule: messenger RNA, 780 nt
Organism: Rhinolophus ferrumequinum (greater horseshoe bat)
Lineage: Eukaryota; Metazoa; Chordata; Mammalia; Chiroptera; Rhinolophidae
Product: basic proline-rich protein-like
Exons: 2
Coding region: 1-780 (259 amino acids)
Source: RefSeq, a predicted model, not a curated record
AUGGUGCGCGGCCGGGAGCCGAGGAGCUCGCAGCGUCGGGCCCCGGGCGAGGCCGCGCGGGCGGCGGGGCACCUCGCUGUCCGCGGGGAGCCGGGCGCCUGCGGCCGCGGCCCGGGCCCAGGAGGAGGCGGCGCCGCCCGCGCCCCCCGCCCGCCCGCCCGCCCGCGAGCGCGCGUGAGCGAGGCCGCUCCCCUUUGUCUGCGAUCGGCCACACGGGCGGGGGGUGGCGGCUGGAAGCGCCCGGAAUGUCCGGGGGGGGCUCAACAAUCGCGCCGGGGACGAGGUCCGGCCAUCGCGAGGCCUCCGCUCCCUCCGGCAGGCCCCGGGCGGAGGGGCGCGGGCGGGGGCGGCCGCCGGAGACGACGCUCCGGAAACGUCAAAAUCACUGCGGCGGGCCCUCCUCCGCGCUGCCCGCCGCCGCCUGCCGCGUCUUCCGCCCCGCGAGACGCCGCCGAUCCCAGGCGCUCGGUGGCUUAUCACUUAUGCCCUCAUAGUUUCUCUCCCCGCGGCCGCCCGAUUCGCUCGCUCCCCCUCGACCGCCGCCGCCGCCGCCGCUGCGGUUUUCCAGCUGCGGCACUGGACCGACCGCAGGGAUUCCGGCUCCGCCCAGCCUCGCUCCCGCCCCGGCCACGCCCCGCCCCGCCCCCGGCCACGCCCCCGCCCGUCUCGCUCCGGAUCUCCGCUCCGCGGCCCGGCACACUGAGCAUGCCCAGCCUCGCUCCCGCCUCCGACCACGCCCCCGCCCCGCCCUCGGCCACACCCCCGUCUCGCUCCGGAUAG